AUCAGCACACACUGAAACAAGUGAUGUGUUCAACACAACAGUGAUUUUAACAACACCGUGGUGGUGGUCAAAUUCUUCUAAUUAAAACUUUAACAAACUCUUAUUAGCUCAUUUUUUUUCUAUUGACAAAGAAGCAAAAACAAAAAUAACAUGGUGUUAAUAUCCAAUAUGCAGCAACGGUGGUGAUCAACCUCCUGGAUUGUUUUUGACGAAAAAAUAGUUUUUUGAUUAAACUUUAAUCAGUUUUUUCACGUGAUUAAAAAAAAAAGAUUGUUUUUGAUCGAUCGGAAGAAGGCGAAUUGUUGUGUAAAGUCACGCUAUUUGUGUUUUUGAAAAACCUUACUUAAAAGCAAUGAUAACAAAAAAGAUUAUAGAUAAUAUUUGCUUGAAGAUUUAUGUAUAAAAAUGGAGACAUCAGCAUUCUUAGAAGUGCUAAAUGAAUAUGUGUCACAAAAUGAUGAUUUUCAUCUUGAUUCUUCGAGAAGAAAAUUCCAGCCAACUUCCAUGAAUCCUGAAAACCUUACUGCAAGGCAUUUCUCUAACAUGACAGAUAAAGAAAUGCUUAAUUAUUUUAUUCCUGUUAAAGGAAUUGAUUAUGAUCAAAAUUGCUUUGACUUUGAUGAAUGCUUAAAAAAAGAAUCAAAUAACUUUUCAGAUUUUGAAUGUGCAGAUAAGCUUAUGCUGCACAAAGCCAUGCCAGAAUUAAACCCAUUGUACAAGUAUAACUCUGGUUUUAAAGCAGCAUUUCCAUUUUCAUGUGAAUCUUACUCAAUUUGUUCGGAUGAUGAUGAUGAAGACCAGUCAAAUGCUACAGAAGAAAAGAAGAAUCAAGAUAGUUCUACUAAGUUAGAAAAAUCAUGUUCUGAUGUUAAAGCUCCACGGGUUAUUAAAAAGCGUAAACCUCGAACCUAUAAAUAUAAUCCAAAACCACUUCUUCAUAAAGAUUCUCGCUCAUUUGUGCCUGAUAAUCUAAAAGAUAUAGAGUAUUGGGAGCGCCGUAAGCGUAAUAAUGAGGCAGCGAAAAAAUCCAGAGAGGAGCGACGUAAAAAAGAGCUUGAAAUACUUGCUAACUAUGAUAAUAUGAAAAAAGAGUGCGCAGAUAUAAAAGUUGAAAAUGUCAAAUUGAAAGCUUAUACAAAGUUUCUUGAGCAGCAAGUUGAUGACUUGAAGAAAAAACUUAAAUAUGGAGGAAAUAAUCCAAAGUAAAUAUGAAUUCAAAACACAUUUCUUUAUUAUAUAUUUUAUGGUGAAGAAAUGAUUUAUUUUGCAUCAUUUGGUUUGUUUAUUGUUGAAUCAGCAAAUUAUAUAUUGUAUGUAAAUAACUUUUUUUUUUUUUAAAGUGUAAACCAUUAAUUCGUUGCAGAUUAAAAAAACAUCUGGAAA
This is a messenger RNA of Hydra vulgaris (swiftwater hydra), 1383 nucleotides long. RefSeq names its product thyrotroph embryonic factor. Lineage: Eukaryota; Metazoa; Cnidaria; Hydrozoa; Anthoathecata; Hydridae. The record is from RefSeq and is a predicted model, not a curated record. Gene Ontology annotation, cellular component: nucleus. Gene Ontology annotation, molecular function: RNA polymerase II cis-regulatory region sequence-specific DNA binding; DNA-binding transcription factor activity, RNA polymerase II-specific. Gene Ontology annotation, biological process: regulation of transcription by RNA polymerase II.